AAACACUAAUGCAGUCUAACUGCCGCCGUUAGCACCGUUACAAGUAUUUUCGGACGUCACGCGCGUAUUAAUAAACUUAACAACCGUAAAUACUAAACACGAUCACAUUUAGAUAGUAUUAAUCGUAGGAAGUGUUUAAAUUCACUUUUUGCGGUUGUAAAUCAAUUUAUUCCAAACGUUUUCCGCAUGUUUUAUGGUGUAUUGCAUAUUUAUACGUAGGUAUCGUGAUGACUGUCGUGUUGCGACUGUAAAGAUAGAGUGAAACAAAUGGUACCAAGGAAUAAAAUCGACGCGACAGCGAAUUCGCCUCGCAUUACUUUUGCGUCUCUGUCGUCCUGAGUUACGUUUUAACCGGUGCAAAUGACGAGGCGGCGCGUUAAAAUGGCAUUUCUCUCACAACGCGCGAUCAUAACACACACCGGUUCAAUUAAUAUAAGAAAAGUGAAGUAACCUUUUUGCAUCGCAUAGAAAUAAAAAAUAUGUUAAACCUAGUGACCUGUUACCAUAAACAAGAACUUUGUUUAUCUGCAUUAAAGUGAACAAUGACUAAUUAAAAUCUGAAGUGCGAUAAGUGGGUUAGUUGCGAUAGAAGAAAAUGCGGGCGACACGGAGACCGAAACUAUUUCUCCUGCUUGUGUUUGCGUUUCUCGUUUUUCUCGCGUGCAAAUUCAUCCCGGUGCACUAUUUCCUCAACACGGACUAUAAUUACUACCUCACUCAAGAUGGCUUCUACCUGUUGAUUUCACCAACAUGUCGGAUUGUCAAUCUCAAUCCAUGGAACGACGACGCCAAGCGUUAUUAUGUCAAAAAGACGUACUACUCAUGUGCAACCAGUGCCAUAUUGACUGAAAUGGUGUUAGAUUCCAAUAAAAUCGACGUUUAUUUACAACGAAACCACGAAAUUCUCUCUGUGGAUUAUCCUGAUCUGACAUGUUGUGUUUCUAACGUCACACGAGCGCAGUCGCCAUCUUUAAACAACACAUAUGAUGAUAAUAAAGCGAUAUUGAGUGAAUGCAUAAAAUUCUCAAGUUUUCCUCUGAAAGUCUCUAAUGAACAUGCGACGUAUAUUCGCUGUGCAGAUAUUGCGACAUCGAAACUCUACGAAAAUAUCCAUCAACCCAUUGCGCUGACAGCUUCCGUCCGAAGUAAACUAAACAAGUUAACGUUAAAAACUGACUUGAAAACACGCGAAAAAGUACUUAAGCGUACACAUCGUAAAAUGAACGUGUUAAUUCUUGGUAUUGAUAGCAUAUCUCGACUUAAUCUCAUUCGUACAAUGCCACACACUUAUAAUUUACUGCAAUCUAAUCCCAGUUGGAUGGAGUUUAAGAUUUAUCAAAAAAUGGGAGAAAAUACGCUACCGAAUCUGAUGGCUAUCUUAGCAGGUUUUAAUUUAUCACAGACCUACGACAUUUGUAAACCUUCACUUCCUGGUGGUUUAGAUAACUGUCCAUUUAUCUGGAGGAGAUUCUCUGAUAAAGGUUAUAUCACAGCAUAUGCGGAGGAUUUAGCGAAAAUCGCCACGUUUAAUUUUGAACGACCUGGAUUUAAUAAUUCCCCGGUUGAUUAUUACACUCGUGCAUAUCACUUGGGCUGUGCACACUUCCUAUCAACUACUACAUUUGACGGCGCGCCAUUUUGUUCCGGUUUGGUGCAAGAUGGUGAACGGGUUUGGAACGUCGCGAUGGAUUUCGCACGUUUACACAAACACAAUCCACAUUUUGGUUUCUUUUGGACGAAUAGCUACUCACACGAAGAUGUUAACACACCAGCUAAGAUGGAUGACAAAGUUCGUGAUUAUCUGAUGGAAAUAUCUGAUAUUGUAGAAGAUAACACUUUGAUUAUAUUUUUGAGUGAUCAUGGUAUAAGAUUCGGACCAAUUAGGAACACACUGACUGGAUAUUUAGAAGAACGUCUGCCUUUUCUUUAUUUUCGCUUUCCGAAGUGGUUUCCGAAGGAGUAUCCAGAUCAGUACGCCAUUUUGAAAAUGAAUACACAACGUAUGGUGACACCGUUUGAUCUGUACAUGACAUUACAACAAGUUUUAAACAUGGCGGAUGAAUCAUAUGAAAUGGAACCAUCUUUAGGUUGUCCCAAGUGUAAAUCGUUAAUGGAGUUGAUUCCGUUAGAAAGGUCAUGUCAAGAUGCGAAUAUUACUGAUCAUUGGUGUACAUGUUCGAAUUUAAUUGAAAUUGAUACAAACUCAGACCGAAUCAAAAUGGCUGCUGAUGUUGCGGUAGGAAAGUUAAAUUCACUCAUUGUACAAUUAAAUGGGGAACAGUUGUGCGAGCGUUAUAGACUUGAUAGAGUGUUGAAAGCGUAUCAAGCUACUAAUCAUUAUGGUGGGAAUGAUGAUCUUGUUGUUGUUGAAUUCCAGACUUUCCCGAAAGCACAGUUUGAAGUUAGCAUGCAUACGGGAAAUAUGGAAGCGUACGGUGGGUUUUCACGCUCGGAUAGUUAUAAAACAACAAGCGGAUGUACGAACAGUCGUAACUUGCAAAUGUUUUGUUAUUGCAAGGAAACUAGUGAGCAUUGGAUUGACAGAACUGAUGGAAUUUAAGUUAUUUAUACAGAUGUGCUGUAAUUAAUGGUCAAUUCAAUUGUUUUAUUAAGCAGAAUUAUGUUUACUUUGUUAAAAUUUUAUUGAAAUGUUAAUAAAACGAUUUUUCAUGGUU
Molecule: messenger RNA, 2675 nt
Organism: Dalotia coriaria
Lineage: Eukaryota; Metazoa; Arthropoda; Insecta; Coleoptera; Staphylinidae
Exons: 3
Coding region: 596-2560 (654 amino acids)
Source: RefSeq, a predicted model, not a curated record